Molecule: messenger RNA, 1269 nt
Organism: Sclerotinia borealis F-4128
Lineage: Eukaryota; Fungi; Ascomycota; Leotiomycetes; Helotiales; Sclerotiniaceae
Source: the annotation of a GenBank genome assembly
AUGGAGUCAGGAUCGGAAUCGAGUUUGAUGGGUGUGGGAAUGGGUGUGGGAAAGGAAAAUUUGAGACAGGAAGAUCUGGGAAAGGAAAAGGAAAUGGAAAUGGAAAUGAGAAGAAAGAGAGCCUUUACAAUUCCGAGGAAACCUUUGCCUUUGUCGGGUGGGAGAGAGGGAGAACAAAAGGGGAAGGGGGAGAGAGAGGGAGAGGAUAAGCAUGAGGAUGAAUUGGUGGGUUUAGGUAUGGGCGUGGGUUUGGAAGUGAAAAAAGAGGAAGGAGGACAAGGAGGGCAAGGAGGGCAAGGAGAGAAAGUUGAGAAGACAGAACAAGUUGAGCAAGCAGAACACGAUGGACAAGCAGAACAUGAUGGACAAGCAGAACAUGAUGGACAAGCAGGACAAGCAGGACAAGCAGGACAAGCAGGACAAGCAGCACAAGUUGAACAAGUUGAACAAGUCGAGAGUGCAGAGGACAGAAAAAUCCGCUUGGAAAAGGAGAGGAUGGAAAGAGUGGCGAGGAAUCUUAACCACGAAAACCCCCUUCGCUCGCAUCCCAUACACCACAAUAUCUGUACCGGUACACCACCUAUUAUUUCUUUACUUUCUGGAUCUCCAUCUCCAUCUCCAUCAAAAUCCAGAUCAAGAUCCAGAUCCAAAAAAUUUCGUCGUUCGUGGACUGCGCCUAUUACCGGUUUUGGACUUGUUGGUUCUGCGCUGGGUGGUGUGGGUGGUGCGGGUGCUGAUGUUGAGGGUAUGGGUAUAGGAUUGGGUAUGGGGAUGACGGGAAUGACGGGAAUGGGAAUGGGAAUUCAGAGAGGAACUGCUGCUCAGAGAUAUAGAUCUGGUGGGAAUAGUGGUGGGAAUACUGGUAAUGGGUUUGGAACUGGGGCAAUAUCAAGGAUGAAAACGGGAAUGGGAAUGCGAUUGAGAUUUGGUGGGGGUGGAGGUGGAGGUGGGUUUUUGAGGAGAGCGAGUGUUAGUUGGAGGGGGAUGGGGUUUGGAAUUAAUGGUGUUGGUGAGGCAUCUGCAUCUGCUACGAUGGAGAUGGAAUCUGCGAGUCUUAUUAGCCAGGGAGAAGACAUGCAGGGGCAUAUGCAUAUGCAUAUUCGUCAUACAAGCGAAGUCCACGAUUCGGGUACCGAAAAAGAAGAAGAAGAUUCUAAGGAUGUGGAUGUGGAUGAAAGAUAUAGUCAUAAUAAUCGACAAUCGAUGGUAUUGCCGAGGUUUGAGUGGGAGGGGUAUGGGUAUGGGUAUGGUGGAAGUGGAAGUGGUUAA